Messenger RNA from Diachasma alloeum, 4479 nucleotides. It is a transcript of the gene chm, whose product is annotated as histone acetyltransferase KAT7. The transcript is spliced from 13 exons. Lineage: Eukaryota; Metazoa; Arthropoda; Insecta; Hymenoptera; Braconidae. Bases 144 to 2783 code for a protein of 879 amino acids. Gene Ontology annotation, cellular component: nucleus. The record is from RefSeq and is a predicted model, not a curated record. Gene Ontology annotation, molecular function: zinc ion binding; histone acetyltransferase activity. Gene Ontology annotation, biological process: regulation of DNA-templated transcription.
AACUGCAGAAUCUCCUGUCCUUCAAUAUUUAUCUCCAUUUAUUAAUGAUAAUAAGGGGGUUGAGGGGUUUAAAAACAAUGCAGUGUACAUAACCGAAGGGGGAAAAGAGCAUCGAGGACAGUUAAUUCCCCAGAGGAUCAACAAUGACGCCGAAACGAAAGACCACAAGCUCGGAAUCGACAUCCUCGAGCUCCUCAGGUUCUUCCUCAAGCAGUUCCUCGAGUUCGGGAAGUGAAUCCAGUUCCUCUGAUUCCGAAAACUCAAGUAGUUCAGCUCGGAGUCCAAAAGUGUCGGAUACAGAGCGGAAUAAGAAGAAAGCACAGCCUAUAGCCAAUAGACAUGGAAAAUCGAAGGCUGAAACGACUGCUGGAGGCUCUGAGACGAAGAUUAAAGAGAAAUCAGCGCCAAAGCCUCGUCCAACAGUUGUUUAUUCCUCAGAGUCCGAGGAAUCCCCGACUAAAUCGAAACCCUCGGCGAAGAGGAAACCUCCGACGAAGCCGAAGGCAACAGCUACUGUUGCUCCUGUGAUAAAGGCCCAGAGACCUUCCGGAAAAGCCAGUCAUGCCCCGUCUCAGCAGCAUAAGAAUGCUCUCGCUUCCAAAUUACUGCAUAACAAAGGGAAUAAGGGUUCUGGGGGUGGUGGUAAUGCUGGCAAAAUGUCGGAUAAAUCGGGGAAACCUCCUUCUGAGCCUGUGCAGAAGAAAUUGAAGAAGAAGAGCAUCUUCAGUCCUGAGAAUAGCAGUGAGAGCGACAGUCCGUCUCCUCCGAAGUCGAGUGUCAAGGGGAGUGGCAACGUUACCAAGUCGAAACCACCUCCGAAGCCCAAGGGCAGUGAAUCGAAACCCAGACCACCGGUAAAUCGACCCAGUCUAGUUACAAGGCAACAGAUAAAAUCUGAGAGUUCAGCGAGCUCGAAGAGCUGUUCAGGGGGCUCCGGUGGUUCAGGAUCCUCAGGUUCCUCUGAUAGUAGCUCAGACUCUGACUCGUCUGACAGUCCCCCCAGUCCUCAGCCACCUGUGAAGAAAAAGGAGACACAUUCGUCGAGUAAUGCUUCCAGUGCACUUCCCAAAAGACCUUCAGUGGCUGUGGCUGCUGUGAAGCCACAGAAAAAUACAAAACGGCCAGUGAUAAAGAGUGAAGAUGAUGCUACAGAGAGUGAUAAAGACGAGGAUGAGCCCCCUGGGAGGAGCUCAAUGGCGACGUCCCCGAAAGGAAAGAAAAAAAUACCUCCGAGAAAAGGCAGUAAAUUAAUCCAAUCUCAGAUUAAGGAAGAAAGUGAUUCAGAGUCUGACACAGUGGAUGUGAAGAGGAGCACGAGUAAAUCUCCUGUGAAACGAGCGGCAGGAAGACACUCUUCAGCAACAUCAAGGACCACUCAUAGCUCAGGUGGUUCUGGAAGAGGAUCACAGAGUACAACAGGACGAUCGCGCUCAGUCAAAGAGCGAGAAUGCCCUCUGGCAGCAACAUGCGAGUCUUUUGGACACUUAUCAGGGAAAUUUGAUAUGCAUUUCACACUUGAAGCGUGUCCAUUGUAUCAUAAUACAACACCACAGGCUUGUGUGGACUUUUAUAAAGAACGGAAGAAACGUGAGGAUGAGCGUAAAAAAGCGUUGAUGAAUAUAGGAAAAAAAUCACCGAAAGGGAUGCACCAGACCAAUGAUCAAAGGCACUAUCAAUUAAAGGUCAAAGACUUGAGGUCGAAACGAAGCCGACCAAAUGGGGAUGGCAAUGAUAGCGAUAGUGGGGGUGAACCCCCUGGGAUUGAAAAGGAUCGACAGCCUCGGUUGACCGGUCUCACUUCCGAUUACGAUCUAAAAUUGUUCAUGGAGGCACAGGCACUUGCCAGUGAAAAAAUUGAGAAAGAGCUGAAAGACCUUGACUAUGAGGGCGAGGGCCGCAAUGGGGGUGGCACAAAGUGCGUAGAAAUGGGAAAAUGGGAGAUGGAAGUUUGGUAUCAGAGUCCAUAUCCCGAGGAGUUCAGCCGAGCCCCGAAGCUCUACUUGUGUGAAUUCUGCUUGAGGUACGCCAAGAGUAAGCAAGUCUUGAGGAGGCACAGAGAAAAGUGUAUUUGGAAGCAUCCACCGGGUCAUGAAGUCUACAGAAAAGACAAAAUUGGCGUGUGGGAAGUGGACGGUAAGCGGUACAAGCAGUACUGCCAGAACCUCUGUCUUCUGGCGAAAUUUUUCCUCGACCACAAGACCCUCUACUACGACGUCGAGCCCUUUCUCUUCUACGUAAUGACAAUCAACGACUCCGAGGGCUGUCACACCGUCGGUUACUUCAGCAAAAUGAAGGCGGGUCUAUUUGAAAUGGAGAAAAAUUCGUUCUUGAAUUACAACGUCUCGUGUAUACUUACACUGCCGCCCUAUCAGCGUCAAGGAUAUGGAAGGCUUCUCAUUGAUUUCAGUUAUCUCUUAACGAGGGUUGAGAAGAAAAUUGGCUCACCGGAAAAACCAUUGUCCGAUCUCGGUCUCAUAUCGUAUCGUAGCUAUUGGAAAGACGUGCUACUACAGUAUCUCUGCAACUUCGGUGGAAAGGAGCUUUCAGUAAAAGACAUUAGCAAGGAGAUGGCAAUUGACUCAUACGACAUUGUCAGCACUCUCCAGGCCCUCGGUAUGAUGAAAUACUGGAAGGGAAAACAUAUUAUCCUGAAAAAACAGGACGUAAUCGACGACUACAAGGAGAGGGUAAAACGACGUGGCCCUGUCUACAAAGAAAUCGAUCCGGAGUGUCUGAAAUGGAAUCCCUUCCAGCCACCCAAGACGCCCUCAGCCACCAACUGAACUCAGCAGACGAGUAAGGGACAAUGAUGUCGUUGACGCCAACCAGACAACACCGACAACCAACACCAAGAUUACUGGUCUUUUUUUCUCCCCUGUUCAUUUUUCAUGGCCAUGUGGAGAAUCGAGGGAAAAUCCCUCCUAAUUGGAGCUAAUGUAAGGGAAGAUUCACCCUGGUCAUGUAUGAGCUACGAUCGGAGACAAAGUAUUGAAAGGGGGGGAAUGCCAGGAGGUGCCCUUCCAGUACUCACGGGGAAGACGAGGCAUCUUUUCGUUCGCAAAUGCAUGACGUUAAUGCGCAACUCGGGGAAAUGAUUCGAAAGGGUAUGUCUCGGAAUUAUUUCAAACGAACCGCUGCGUGAUCGUACACUGAGAAAAACAAACUGUCCAUAACUAACUUUUUAGCUUCUCUCCUAUUCAUUUCGUUUUUACUGCACAUUCGACAUUCAAUGGAUUAUUAAACUUCAUUAUACAAUGAAGUCUCCAUAAGUACAGAGUGUGUGAAAUAUUUCACGAUCGAUCCUCCAUGAAUACAUGCAUCAAAAAUUCAUUGAAACUGUAGGAAUUCCCGCAAUACAUAACAAAGUAUCAUAACUUGCAAUGUAUUGAGUAAGAAUUCACCUUCGUCAUGGCUUUUUGAAAUUUAGAGGAUAUCUGGUGCUUUUCUGCGGGAGAAAUCGAGUGGACUUGUUUUAAAAAACCAUAACAUUGAGUUAGGUCUAUUUAAUUUGAAAUUCUAAGAUAUGUCCUAGAAGAAAAACCGUAACUCGGGGACAUGAUUCAAAACGGUGAAACGAUUUGAAAAGGUUUGCACUAAAAAUUCGAAAAGAUUCAACUCAAUCUUGUAGUUAAAAAAGAACUAACUCAAUUCCUCCCUCAAGAAAGCACUAAUUCACCUGAAAUUUAAAAAGGCAUCAAUCAAGUAAACUCUUCUGAAGCUCGAACAAAACAGCAGCUGUCCACAAUUAACUUUUUAGCUUUCUCUCUAUUUAUUUUAUUUUUGCUUCAUAUUUGACAUUCAAUGGACUCCCAAACUUCAUUAUACAACGAAGUUCCCGUAACUACAGAGUGUGUGAAAUAUUUUACGAUCGCUCCUACAUAAAUAAACGUGUCAAUAAAUUCACUGAAACUAGGAAUUCCCUACUUUCUUGCAAGAGUAAUCGAGUCAACCCUUUUUAAAACCACAACAUUCGAGUUAAAACUAUGGAAUUUUGAAUUCUGAGACAGCCCACUCUGAAUCGUUUCUUCGAAUUGUCAUUUUAGCGGCACUGAAAAAAUAUUUCAUGAGAUUACUUUCUUUGUAACGAGAAUCCUCCGCUAACAACGGGAUUUUCGUUCAUUAAUUAAUUAAUCUCGUGCCUUAAUCACUUGAAACCUUCGCUUUCUCAUGAUUCCCAAGGUAAAUUAAUAAUGAGUUUUGGGGAGACACCAUUCCAGGGAUUUUGGGGAUGAAAUAAUGUGCAAAUGGGUGAGAGUUAUUUACCAACUUUAAUUACAAUUAACUAGUUGGGAGGGGGAAAACUACCUAGAGUGAGCCUCGGGGCAAUCAAGAUGUAAUAUAAUAUUUGUGGGUUAUCAUUUUAGGUAGAUUCCUGGUGCUUUCAGAUCAAGUACAAAUUAAUCAUAUUUGACUCAUUACUGUGUCAAUUGUGGGAAUAUUUGUAAUGUUAUGUAAAUAUAUUAAUUGGGUGAAACAGUU